Monopterus albus (swamp eel) is the source of this 2291-nucleotide messenger RNA. RefSeq names its product shugoshin 1 (gene sgo1). Gene Ontology annotation, cellular component: nucleus; chromosome, centromeric region. The record is from RefSeq and is a predicted model, not a curated record. NCBI's taxonomy places the organism in Eukaryota, Metazoa, Chordata, Actinopteri, Synbranchiformes, Synbranchidae. Gene Ontology annotation, biological process: meiotic chromosome segregation. The transcript has 10 exons. The coding region runs from base 158 to 2065 and encodes 635 amino acids.
UUCUCACCAAUCAGCAGCCGCAUCUCAAAAUUCGAACGUCUCCUUGCUGAAAAUCGGAUUGAUUGUUUUGCUCUCUGAUUUUAGUUAUUAAAGUAUCUUGUUGAAUCGGUAAUUUGUAUUCUAAAGAGCUAAUCGAUAACCACAUUGAUUCUGAGCCAUGGUAAGGGAACGGGUCCAGAAGAAGUCCUUCCAGCAGAGUCUGGAGGACAUCAAGGAGAGGAUGAAGGAGAAGAGGAACAAACGGCUGGCCAGUGCCUCAGCGCCCAGCAGAGGACGGACCGGUAUGAUGAACAAAAGCAAUGGGACUAACUCUACACACGCCAUCCUGAAAGGUGUCCAACAGAACAACAAGGCGCUGGCCUUAGCCUUGCAGGCUGAAAAGGAGAAAGUGAAGCUGGCCAAUGCAGUGAUUCUGCAGCUGAAAAGGGAACAACAGGCCAUGUUCCUUCACCUACUCCUUCUCAAGCGGAAGCUCAAGGAGCAGGAAGCUUUGGCAGCGAGAGCGUCAGAAGUACAUAUGGAGACUGUGAUGAAACCUGCAGAAAUCCGCAUGGAUUCAGCAAGUAAAACACAGACCAGCCAGAACCUUGAUGGGCCCACUGUGGGCAAAGCCUCUCCCGUUUGUGCAGGUCCUCAGCCCCCUGAAUUUGGCAUGCAGACUUCUUUGCCAUCUACAGUUGGUGUGAGGCGCCGGCAUGCAGAGCAAAGAAGCAGGAGGAGAUCUGAGCACAUGCCAGAACAGAACUUACUGAGUGACGGGGACCUCGUUGUAGGCUUGGGGACUUUAAUAGCAAGUCCUAUUCACUGUGUCGUUAGACAUCCAAAUAAACCAGAUUUAGGAGACCCUACUGAGGCUGAGAAGUUUCAGCACUCUACUCCUGAACGUGUUCUGCCCAGAAAAACCAGCCAGCAGCAGCCAAGCAAGAAACAAGUCCAGCAGCAGCCCCACACCAAACCAGAAUCAGCUGCACGUAAACCCGAGAGAGGUCGCAAACCGGAACGUGUCCCAUUAAAGAAACCUUGGGACAAUCCUAAACCCAGAGCCCGCUCCAAAAGUCGGGACCGUUCAGCCACACGUGCCAAAACAGCACCUCCACCACAGGGUAGUAAGCUCAACACCUCACUGGGAUUUAAUGACACCUUUGACUUCGACUGUGAAGGGACGGUUCAUGUCACACCUUUCAAGGCCAAAACAGAGGACAGUCAGCCAGCCACGCCAGUUAGCGAAGAGCCUCCACAAAGUGAAUCGUCCAAACAGACCGAGCCAAGCUCGUCAUCACCAUCCUCUGAAUCUGAGGACAGCCUAUAUGUUCCUCAGAAGACCAGGAGGAGACGGGCUUCACCUGACAUGAACAAGGUGGUUAUCACACGUAGAGGCCGGCCCUCUAAAGUCAAAGGGAAUGAAAAUGCUGCUCCAAGACAGGAGGUUGCUGUUUUUAGAGACAAAGAGUUGAGUCCCAAAGCUUCAAAGCCUGAAAAGGAAGAAGCUCAUCUCCAUCACGUUCCUGGGUUUUGCUUCUCUAACUGUCCAGACCCUGCAUGCCUGGGACAGGAAAAUCAUAGAGAGCCUCUCAGGGAGGAAAUGGAGGAGGGUUGUUUGCUUCCUGUCAGCCCCCGGGUUGAAGCCGAGAUGCUGAGGAUAGACAAUGUCUUGUCGAAUUUCGGAGAUUCCUCCUGCAAUCCAUCACCUCUUUUACGCCACCAAACUCCUCAAAGAGUUAAAACGUGCAAGAAACGUGGGCUUGGUGUAAGGACAGCAGGGCGAGGCUUGAGUCUGUGUGAUGUGACCAAUAUGUCCCCUGCAGCCUAUCGCAAUUUCUCGGAGGUGCGCUGCUCCACCCCUGUUCCUGCUCGCAAGCGUCGUUGUACCAUUGCGGUGGACUACAAGGAGCCAUCACUAAAUGCGAAACUUCGGCGUGGAGACAAGUUCACAGAUUUGCAGUUCCUUCGCUCUCCUAUUUUCAAGCAAAAGUCUGACAGGAGGUCUAUGCAGAAAGCAGGGACUUCCAUGAGAAGACAGAAGCCAUUUGAGAAAUACAAUGAGUCAUUUGUUGGAUGUCGCUGAAAGCAGCUACCUUGUUUGUCCUCAACUUUUUCCAUCUCUUUGAUUUGACAAAAUGACUGUGAUCAGUUGUAAAAUUUCUGUGACUUUGUUCCUUGCUUAUUGGGUAAAGCUUUGAGCCUCUCUGCUCAUUCUCUCAGUAAGUGUAUACUCUAUGUUUAUAAGAUCUUGAAUGUGAGCUUUACGUGUAUCUACUAGUUUAUGAUGUAACAAUAAACUUAUUUCUUCA